CUUUUCUGGUUGACCGUAGUUGACCUCUGUGCUGCACUAUUUUCAUCAUGGCGGACCAAGGGGAGAUUGAGAAAUACAUGUACAGCGCACUAGACCUGACAGGUAAUGUGUCGAUGGUCAUGACGGUUGGUUGUGGUGCUGACCGCGAGGGCAUCAGAAGGCUCGCGCCGCUCUGGCCAAGGGGGAGGUCCCUGUAGGCUGCGUCAUGGUGUAUCAAGGACAGGUAGUAGCACAGGGACACAACAGAGUUAACGAGUCAAAAAAUGCCACAGUCCAUGCUGAGAUGGUAGCAGUUGGUCAGCUGCUGGAGUGGUGUAUGAAGGUCGGGCUGGAUAAGAACGAGGUGCUGCCCAUUGUGCAGCUGUAUGUGACAUGCGAGCCCUGCAUCAUGUGUGCUGGGGCACUCAGACUGCUCAACAUCCCCACGGUGUGGUACGGGUGCCCCAACCCCCGCUUCGGGGGGUGCGGCUCGGUACUCAGUGUGCAUUCAGACAGGCUAGAGUCGUAUGGACAGCAGUUUAAGUGUAUUGGUGGCAUCUUUGCUGAGCCGUGUGCAGCCUUACUAAAACAGUUCUAUGGACAACAGAACCCAAAUGCCCCGAAUCCUAAGAAGAAGUCAGAGGGAAGAAGCACAGGGCUGGGAGGGAACCUCGCUAGUAAUUUUGGCAGUGCGUUUGGCGGAUCGGGGGAUGGUUCAGAGUACUAUGCAGCUGGGUAUGGCUACACUGAGUUCUAGAUCUGGCAGACUCCUUCCCCUAUUUGCAAUAUAGUUCUUUCCCUUGCCAUCUACUGCUGCCAUAUAUAAUACAGGAUUCCACAGACAUAGGAAAAGGCCUUUUCAUAGUUCGUGUAUGCACAUAGUGACUGUAUCACAUGUACCUCCCCUUUGUACUGUAAAUGCCCUUACGUUCACUUGGAAUUAAUUUUUCAGUUGGGAGAAAAUUUCGCAGUUGAAACAUUGGUGGGAGCAGGGUAAGAAGACGGAACAAGCAUUUUUCUUUUUUUUUCUUGGUUUUAAGUUCACUGCAAAACCUGCAAAGUUAUAUAAUUUCACUGUGAAAAUUUUAACAUCUACAGUAUCACCAUCCUUGUUCUUUGCUUACUAUAUGGAAGGAAGCUAGAAAAAGAAGUUAGUAUAUAUGGGAGAAUAAUAUUGAUAGAUACUAGAAAUUUUGUUGUUGUUGGCAAUGUCAUUAGAGAAUGUGAGGAGAAAGAAAUUGAUAAAGGUCUUGAUGAUGGAAAAAUUAACAAGUCUUGGAGUAUUCAAAGUCUUGAACAAGAAAUUCGAAUGUCUUAAAAUGUUUCUUGAAGACGCAAUAUAAACACUAUGCCUGUAGUCUAACUGUGAAAAGGGUCUUACUACUAAAUAGAAUUUAGUUGAUAAUAUAUUAUUCUUAAAAAAAGAACUUAAGAUUAGGAUCUUAAUAGAGGACGGUAUCAGAGUGUCUCCGGGUUUGUUUUCCGAAAGUGUGAGUCAGUAGUGCAAUGUACAAGACGGAGUUUAAGUAACCAGGAUAUCUAUGAAAGGAAGAAAACGCCUAAAAACUGUGAACUUUAUGAUGUGAAACUCUACAGAAGUUAAUGAUGUAGCAAACACAUUAACUAUACAGACAACAGACAGGAAAGUACCAGUGUACUACCACAUUGAUAUGCAGACUACAACUACAUUGUACAGGUCCCUUAUAAGAAUGGCCUUCCUCUAUCUAUAUCCAUUAGAAGGUAUCAAGCUAGACAAUAGAUACAAACAAUUAUAUCAGAGAUAGAAAACUGCAAGUUUCUUGAAGACGAACGAUAGAUGAAAUUUAGAAUUUGUAAUGUUUGUUUUUUGUGACGAGCAAGUGAUGUCCUAUCACGAAAAGGAAGCACUUUGUUUUUUCAAAUCACUUGUUUUCUAAGCAAAAACCACUGGAGAAAACGGCAAUGUAGGUUUCGAGGUGAAUCGUUGUGACUCUAAGCCUAUGUAUGCAAGACUUGUCUGGUUUGGAAAAAGUGAAUUCUAUUUUGUGAGAUGAAUAUAUCUCUCUACGGUAUUGGAAUACUUUAUUUUUAUGUAAGUAUCCAGAGAAACUAAAGAGCCUCAAUGUACUGAAGUAUUAUUCGGACUGUUUCAAAAGUGUUUUUGUUGCUUUAAUAGGCGUGAUUUGGGUUGGUUUGGAAGUUAUCAGGAAUGUUGCCAGAUUGAAAUUAGGUGAAAAUUGUGCUUUGAAGUGUUGGCUUUAAUAUUGGGUGAAUUCAAAUAACUACAAGAGAGAUUCGAGUCUCUGAAAAAGAAAUUCUACAAAGCCUUGUUUGUUCAAAUUAUAGGACUGGUGUGACCACCUGUAAUACAUGUAUAUGAUUUGAAUAGACUCUAAGUAAGUAAAUAAGAAAGAUAAAUUGAAGAAAUUACUGGUAAAGCUAGGUGGGUCAUAUGUGAUUAUGAGAGUAUAGUUUUUGUGCAAUUUGUUCUUUUACCCAAGUUGAUUUUGUCCAGCAGUGAAAGAUAUUUUUUUUACUUUUUGCAAUAAUUGUGCAAAUGUUCUACAUUAAAUUUUGAUAUGUAAUGUUUGUUCUUGAUGUGAUGAUACAUUAAGAUUCUGGCUUUUCUUUAGAAAUUAUAUAAAACCUAUAACUAUUUUUGGAUGAUGAAGAUGUCAUAGAUCACACAUUAGAUGAUCAUAUAUUAUAUAGUGAUAUGAAAUUUAUAUUAGUUUCUUUACUUAUUUCUUUUAUUAUACUAUUUUUGUUUUACAAAAUUUAUGUUUUCAAAUUUUGUACUUAAGUUCAAUUUAGUUCAAUGACAGUACUGCAGAGGUGUUUUAGACAGUCACAAAGUUCCAAUGUUUUGUUGCACUUUCUAUUUUUGUAACAGUAUAUAUAUGGAUAUGAUGUUAUAUAUACGUACCGCAAUAACUGGAGUGAUAGUAUAAUUGUGACUAUGGAACUUUUCUGUUAAAACUAUUAUAUUCAAGCCCCACCAAAUGUAGUUACUUGCUUUAUGGUCACACUUAACCAUAUGCACAUGUACUUUGAAUUUUAUAUUUUAUACAAUUUGGUACAGUUUAAGUAAUAAUGAGCACAGCAAAACUUGUAAUGUUGUGUAGUGCACAUUUAACAAUAGUUCUGGUAUGUGCAUGAAUUUUUUUCCAAAUUGCUAGUAAUUCUGACAAUUCAAAAUAAGACUACACCCAGUAUAAAACGAUUCUGUAGCCAUUUUUUGGGUAUAUUUUGUAUUAUGUAAUAUUUUACAUGAUUAUCUAACCUCCAUUGGCAUUAUUGCCUUUAUAUUUUGCAAGAAAUUAUUUAAGAUUUUUGCAAUUCUAUCCACUAAGCAAGUAAUUACAUUGUUAGGGGCUUUGGUAGGACAAUGUUUUGUUAAGAAAGUAUUGUUUGUUAUAAGUGAAAAAUGCCAAAAGGCUGUGUGCAAAUUGUGUAGGUUGCCAAAGCUGUGGAUAGUCAUUGGUCAAAACUGUACAUACAGAGUCAUAUGUAGUAUCACAGACUGACAGAUGUUGAUAAAUUGAUAUAUACUGGGUUCUUGUAGCUACACAGCCAAAGUGUAAACAGAAAAAUAAUGCACUUUGAUUGUGUAGCUAAGAACCCAGUAUAUAUGUACAUAGAGAGGUCCCUUAUUUUUGUGGAGAGAGAGAUCAGAAAGUUAUAUACAUGACUGGAGAGAGAUAUAGCUGAACACAUAUAUGUACAUGGAAAAGCUAAACUCCUAACGUGUGUACAGAGAGCAAUAUGGUCGAGUUUCAGGAAUGCUACAAAAAGUCUUGAAGAAAGUUGUAACAGAGUCAAAAAUAUAUAUUUAUGCAAGCGCAGUUGUCCCUAGAACGGUGAUCCCUCAAUUGGAAAAAGAAAAAAGUUGUAUACGGUUCAGGCUGGAAAGAAGAUUCUAGCAAAAGAUAAAAGCCUUUUGUUUGCCAUGUCUUGUGUUGAAGAAAGAAUGGUCUGAAAUACGAGAUGCGAUUCAUUAGAAGAUAGAAGGAAAGUUUAUGGAGUUUGGUGAAGAUUUGCAGUGCAAUAGAAUAAGCCGUUGAUAGGUUAUGUUAUGUUUAUUUAUCUACUGGUUAUUUAAGAGAAAGAUUGGUAUAUCAGACCAAGAACAAUAAAAAGCAAUGCAGUAUCAGUCUGAAA
Messenger RNA from Branchiostoma floridae (Florida lancelet), 4119 nucleotides. RefSeq names its product tRNA-specific adenosine deaminase 2-like. The record is from RefSeq and is a predicted model, not a curated record. Lineage: Eukaryota; Metazoa; Chordata; Leptocardii; Amphioxiformes; Branchiostomatidae. Gene Ontology annotation, biological process: tRNA wobble adenosine to inosine editing. The coding region runs from base 206 to 736 and encodes 176 amino acids. Gene Ontology annotation, molecular function: tRNA-specific adenosine-34 deaminase activity; zinc ion binding. The transcript has 8 exons. Gene Ontology annotation, cellular component: nucleus; cytoplasm.